AUGAAUAGAAUGAAAAAUCUAAUUCUAUCAGACAAACCAAAACGGCUUGCUGAGACUGUUGUGGAAAAAAGCAAACUGCUGAAAUCGCAGCCAGGGGGUUUACCUGUUUAUAAAGUUCCUUUGACAGAAGAACACAUUGGUAUACCUGGGUGCAGGCGUUUCAUUUUUGGGAAAGAAAAGUCCUCAAAACGUAAUCGUACCAUAAUGGUUCUCGGAGCAACUGGUGCCGGCAAGUCUACUCUCCUUAAUGGGAUGAUCAAUUACAUUCUAGACGUGAAAUGGGAGGACAAUUAUCGUUUUAAAUUAGUUGAUGAAGGUGACAUCACAGCAUCACAAGCUCACAGCCAGACAUCAGAAGUCACAGUGUACAAACUCAACUACCAUGAUGAGUUUAAAUGCCUCUACUCUCUGACCAUUGUGGACACUCCAGGCUUUGGAGAUACCAGAGGCAUAGACAGAGACAGGGAGAUCACAGAACAGCUGCGUAAUCUCUUCAAUUAUGAUCUUGGUGUCGUUGAAAUUGAUGCUGUGUGUUUUGUAGCUCAAGCAGCUUUAGCACGACUCACACCAACACAACAAUAUGUGUUUGAUUCUGUGCUUUCCAUUUUCGGCAACGAUGUGGCUGAGAACAUCAGGAUUCUAGCGACAUUUGCAGAUGGCCAACGUCCACCAGUUCUAGAGGCAAUCAGUGCUGCAGGUGUUCCAUGUCCUAAAACAAAACAAGGGGUGCCAAUUCACUUCAAAUUCAACAAUUCAGCAUUGUUUGCGCAAAACUCAUCUGCUAACACAGGUGAUGGUGAAGAUGAUGAUGAUGAAGUAGAUGAGAGCUUUGAUCAGAUGUUUUGGGACAUGGGGAUAAAAAGUAUGGACAGGUUUUUCGGUGCUCUGAACAGCAUAAAAACCCAAAGUCUGACACUGACAAAGGAGGUUCUCAAAGAAAGACAACGGCUUGAGAUAUCAAUUGAGAAUUUGCAGAUGCAGGUUAUAGUUGGGAUUUCCAAACUUGAGAAAAUAAAAUCUAUAACUGAAACACUUGAAGCGAAUGAGGCAGAAAUCAAAAGAAAUAAGGACUUUAAGGUACCCUACACUUACAUCAAAUCUUUUCAAACGUCUAUUUCUGGUUCUGGAAAUUACAUCACCAACUGCCAGGUGUGCAUGACUACCUGUCACUACCCUUGUGGCAUACCGAAUGAUGAUGGUAAAAAGGAUUGCGAUGCAAUGGGAUCAGAUGGGCGCUGCAAACAGUGCCCAGGAAAGUGCAACUGGAAUUGUCAUUUUAAUCAGAAGUACAAAUGGGAGUAUAAGUACGUAACAGAAGAAAAAACAGUGGAGGAGCUGCAACAAAAUUAUCUGAAAGCCACAAAAGAAAAGGUGCCCAUUCAGGCAUUGAUUGAACAACUGAAAGCUGAAUAUGAUGAUGUGCAGACUCAGGUAGUGGAAUUUAUGGAGACCUCUGCUAAGUGUCUGAACAGACUUAAAGAGAUAGCCCUGAAACCAAAUCCCCUUUCCACUCCAAAGUACAUUGACAUGCUCAUUGAGGGAGAGAAAAGCGAGGCCAAACCAGGCUAUACAAAACGAAUUAAGUCCCUGAUGGCCAUGAAACAAAAGGCAGAAUACAUGGCAAAAGUAGAGCAAGGUAAGAAACUCCUUCCAAGAAGUAACAGUGAAUGUGAAGCUUUUCAAGAGUAAGACAUGCACAAUUCAAGACCACAAUACAAGGUAGAGAUACAUUCUGACACCUAGAACCAAAUGGGAUGCAGAGAGGCCGAGGCAGUUACAACAGAGGACAAAAUUACGACAGAGGAAAAUAUAUACAGUAAAUGUGUAUUUGGAGGGGCGUUAGAAACAAACAAGGACAGCUCCUGUAUAGCCAAAUUUGGUUCUGAAAACAUCUAAAUACCACUAAUAAUAAAAAACAAACACAUGAACAAAAAAAUGGAUGAUGGUCAUUUUACUUUCUUGAAAAGUAUAGUUUCUUGGCGGUGAUGUGGUAUAUUUCCCUUGCACCUAAUUCACAUCAUCUCCACUUGCUUCAGGGAUGUCAGCUUCGUUCUUAUUUUUUCACACUAUUUCCAGUGGGGUGUCCACUCAUUUAAGUACAUACAUUUGUAUUGUCCUACUGCUGAGCCUGUCUGUUAUGAGACAGCAGGAGUCCCAACAGUGUCCCUCUUUUCACAAAUGUUGACGGUUUCUAUUGAGGUUCUGUUACAAGACAUGCUCCGUUGUCAUUAAAUCUUGAAUUUAAAUCAGUUCAACAGUGUGUAACAUGAGUUGAUUUAUAUGCUCUGUGACCUUUUUCUUGGUGUAUGUUUCUUGUAUUUUAUCCUCUCAAUUAUUUGUCAAU
Molecule: messenger RNA, 2344 nt
Organism: Sardina pilchardus (European sardine)
Lineage: Eukaryota; Metazoa; Chordata; Actinopteri; Clupeiformes; Clupeidae
Exons: 1
Coding region: 1-1689 (562 amino acids)
Molecular function (GO): GTP binding
Source: RefSeq, a predicted model, not a curated record